AUGAAGUCACUGAGGUCUAUCGUUUCCGUCACCACUGCAGCCACAUUGGGCCUUUCCACUGCUGAUACGUACUUCACGGGAGAUGGUACUGCGUACAACCUCGGAGACACGAGCUCUGGUAACUGCAACAUGAUGUCGGCCCUCGACUUUGCUACCACGGACUAUGCUGCGCUGAACAACGACCAGUGGAAUGGGCUGCAGAACUGUGGCCGCUGUGCUGAAGUGACAUGUGCCGACUCCCGUUGUGCUGACAAGCUAAAGUCUGUUGUGGUCCAGAUCCUUGAUCGGUGUCCCGAAUGCAAACACGGCGACCUCGACCUGUCCCCGUCGGUCUUCAAGACACUCACAGGAUCCCACCCCGCGCGAUAUACCCUCAAGUGGAAGUUUGUGGACUGCCCUGUAGCGGGAAACGUGAACUACUGUCUCAAGGGUGGCAGCAACAAUUUCUGGACGGCCAUCCAACCGACGAAUGUUGCCACAGGUAUCACAAGUCUCACGAUCAAUGGCAAGGCCACGAAGAUGUUGGAUGGAGCCUACUAUUACCUUCUUGAUGGGUCAGGUUCGACUGUCGCAGACCUUUCCAACGUUACCGUGUCAAUGACAGACCUGAAUGGUGUCUCCAUGGUCGAUACGGUGUCUCUGACUGCUGGUCAGUGCACGACGGGCACCAACCGGUUUCCACCGUCCGGAAGCGGGCGUCCGUCAAAGCCUCGAACCAACUUACCAUCAACUAUGUCUCCCUCGAUUCAUGUACCGACUACAGUGACUCGAAAGGCGCCGCCAUCGACGAUUCCGACAGUGAUUACACCGACUGCAAUUACCACUACCGCAGCACCGACUCAAGCUCAGCAACAGAGUGCUGUGGUCUUCAAUGCUUCAGAAGUAGUCCAUGUUCCUCCGCAUUCGGCAAGCGACAACGAUGCCACUCCGACCGCUGAGCCUGACUUGGUUAUCGAUAACAGCGGUGCAACUCACCAAGGCUCGGACACCGCUGCAGAUGGAAGUCAAUCUGUUCAACAGGACCCCAGCGUCACAACAGUGCGGCAUGGGGAGCAAGCUCCUCAGCAGAAUGAGUACUCGACGACGAUUGACGUUUCGGAUCAUAGCAUCAAGCAAAGGCCUAGCUCGGACGAGGAGUCAAAGGAGACUGAAGCAUUCCAUACUACUAGUUUACCGACGAAAGGCGGUGACGAUCAAACUCGCCUGCAACAGUCCAGAGUACCAAGCGUCGAUGGUGAGGAGUUGGCGGAAGCUCCGGAUGCUUCAGCUACACGAUCUCCUGUCGUCUCUCCAUCUGAAUGGGACCAACCGAGCUACGAAAGUAUUCAGAGCACCCGGCAGGGAUCAAGCUCAGAAGGGAAGGACAACAUGAGCGUUGACUUUGAGGAGAACCCGAAGUUGACGUCACAGCCAAGUCACGUGCAAGUUGUGAAGGAAGACGGUAUCUCUACUACUACGUCAACACUGGCGAACACAGACUCAACGUCUAGCGACGGAAAGACGAAUGGUGCGAAGCAGAGUCCUACAAUUGCCAGGGAUGAGGACGACGUGGUUCGGCAGACUGCGGAAAGCGACACUAUAGCAGUUCCCAGUAGCUCCGGACCCGUCAACUGCCCCGUGUAG
Peronospora matthiolae is the source of this 1623-nucleotide messenger RNA. The record is from the annotation of a GenBank genome assembly. NCBI's taxonomy places the organism in Eukaryota, Oomycota, Peronosporomycetes, Peronosporales, Peronosporaceae.